AUGGGUAGCAAAGCUCUACUCAAAGAGGCUCGUCAGGCGCUCGAUCUCGGGGAAAGCGACAGGGCCAUCGAAUCAUGCGAGAGUGUUCUCCGGGAAGAACCAGACCACUUCACGGCACUCUUGAUACUGGGUGCUGCCGCAACAGCGGCUACCCAUGCAGAUCUCUCUAAGAAAGCGUUGAAAGCACUUGUACGCGCAGCUGAAGUCAAACCAGAUCAAGAAGCUCCAUGGCAGGGACUGCUUCGCUUAUUCCGGAAAUACCCUGGUCUUGAUGACGAGCUAUAUCUGAAGGCGCUGGAUAAAGCCUUAGAGUUCAACUUCAACGCGAAGAAUCGUGUCCUGCUGAAUAUAGAGAAAGCCGAAUUGACCAAUGACUGGACCCUAUUACGCGAAUGUGUGGAGGAAGCGGAUACCGACAGCAUGGUUCAGCAGAGAUCAGCAAGGGCGGCAGCUUCGUUGGUUCAGAGGGAUUGCCUCAAAACGGACUUGGAGGUUUUGAGGAAAAUCUCGUUCCUACCGGGGAUCGAAGAUGAUACGAGGAAAAACCUCUUCCUCGAAUAUUUCGCUAGGCUGGAGGCUUCCGAGUGUGCAACUGAAUUCGCGGUUGCGAGAACUUUGAUCUCGGAGGCGCAUCAGAACGAGCUGAGCGUGCACAUCUUCAUAAAAUCCGGCCUGGCUGUCAUCGCUUUGAAGGAUCUCGCGGAGCUAUUCGAUGCGAACCCAAACUCUUCGAUGGAAUUCGCAACCGCCAAGGCUAAACUUUCACUGCUGUGUGGAGACGUUUCGAAGUUGGAGGCAGCUUGCCAAACAAUAAUCAAAACGAAUCCUCAGAACUUCGAAGUCUGGAAGAUGCUUCUCACCGGCCUCCUGGAGGCGGGUCGCUUCCGGGACGUGGAGACUCACAGCAAAGUGGCCUUGAAGAACUGUAAAUCAAACGCCGCGGAUAUUCUUACCAUCUUGGCUCGAGCUUUGUACGAGCAAGACAGACAUCGGGAAGCUCUCAUUCUGUUCGCGAAGGCGGAAACCUUGGGAGCUCCACGUGACAACUCAUUACGGCUUCGGAGCCUGAUCGAGUCCGGACGGGCUGCUGAUGCUCUGAAGGAGUCGCUUGGAAUCAACGACAAGAUGUGGGCUCUGAGAGCUCGUAUGGCUUUGAAUGAAGAUCUAAGCCUCUCCAAUGCGGAGCUGAGCGAGGUCGGAAUGCCGACUGCUGCUUCUUAUCUGCUGUUCAAAAAACGCCACAAUGACGCGCUGAAAAUCGCUUCGGCCGCUCUUGGCCAAAACCCGAAAAACACGGAGGUCCUGACGCUCCUUGGAGAGAUAUACUUGCAAUCGGGACACCCAGAGAAUGCUUCGAAAUGUUUACAGCAGAGCUUCGUCCUGAACCGAAACUCAUCCCGGACUGGGAAAGCCUUGAGUCGCGCGCUGCGAGCUCUGAAGAGACACGACGAGAAUCGGGUUCUACUGGAAUCAAUCACAUCUGACGGGGUCAUCCACGAUGGGAAUCAUUGGGCGUUCGCCGAGCUGGGCAUCCAUUAUUUAGAGAUAGGGACCCCGUCGAAUGCUGUUGCGCUCCUCCAGAAGCUCGCCUCCUUCAAACCAUCGUCUUUCAAUUGGGAACUUCUAGCGGAGGCUUAUGCCUCUCGCAAAAGUUUAGCAGCCGCCGUCCUCUGUUAUCGGAAAAGCAUCGAGACGGGAACGGUCCGAGAAGCUUUCAUAACUUACCGAUUGGCGUGCGUGACUCGAGAUCAGGAGCAAUACGAGGAGGCCAUAUCACUCUUUGAAUCCGCUCUGGAAAUGGAUCCGAAUUUGAUCAUCAGCGCCCACGAUUUGGGUCAAUGUUGUCUACUGCUAGCCGGUAUCCGUCUGAGGGAGGUUCUUUUGGAGCCAGCGUCACUUCUGCUCAAUAAGGCUCUUCUGAGUGCAGCCACGUCGAUUUGUUCCGGGCGCAGCGAUCUCGUUAGCCUUUGGAGCCUACUCGGGGACGUUCUGCUUACGGCGAGAGUCCAUAACCUCAAGAUUCGCGCCCCCGUCGACAUGAAAUCGCGCACCUUGUUCGGUCUAUCAGAGGGGGACGUUGACAUCAAAGAUAUGCAACUUGUUUCGCUCGCCGAAAACACUUACCUGCGUUGCAUCUCCCUAAAUCCCAAUCUCGGCAGUGUGUGGCACAACCUGGCAUUGGUAUACGUCUACAAGCACCAGUUCGAUCGCGGGAUUACUUGCUUGAAACGUGCGAUAAAGCUCGACGCGAAGAACCCAAACCUUUGGAACGCGUUGGGCGUCGUCUCCAUUCGAGCUGGGAGCUCAGUGCAAGUAUGCCAAUCGGCCUUCAUUCGAGCCCUCAACAUCGAUCCGGAUCAUGCGCCCUCCUGGGCCAACCUUGGAUUCCUCUACAUCAAGAAAAAUCUCCUUAAAGAAGCCAAUCAGUGUUUCUCGAAGGCCCAGGCCGCCGAUCCACUCUACGUAGAAUGUUGGCUCGGUCAGGCUACGCUGGCCGCUACCGUCGGCCAUUUCGACGCCUGCGACUUAUACAGACAUUCUAACGUGGUGAAACCAACUAUCCACGCAAUAAUAUGUAAUCUCGCGAUGCAAGGUCAGGCUACAGAGGAGCUCUUGUUUGCUUGCGAACGGGCCCUGCAUUGCAAGAAGGAGCAUCCGGCUUGCGCGGCUAUAGGCUACGUGCUCCUUUCUCACGGACUGACGGUCGAAGCGCGACGGGUUAUCUCUCGGUGUCAGAACCCCGAAUGCAAAGUUAUGUUCGCCCAGGCCCUCCUGAGAGACGGCGGAAUCGAUGAAGCUUCUUCGAUUUGUUCUGGAGAUCUACCUGGCCCUGAAAAACAACGAUUGAGAGCUUACAUCGCCCUAGAAUCUCAUCGACGUGAGGAAGCUGUGGAGCUAGAACCAAAACUAAAGGAAGUUCUAUAUAAAUCUGAGACGCUUCAGUAUUUGCCAAGGAUCUCAUCGACGACCACGUUUUCACAGGGAAGGAAGAAAAGCUUGCAGAAACAGCUGCGAAGAGAUCCCCGACAAGACGAUGCUUGGAGACGCUUAUCGGAGUGCCUCUUGGGAGAAGGGAAAUUUGAGACGUCCUUGCGGCUGACAGAGUUCAUAAAAACUUCUUAUCAGCGGGAGAGUCUCCGACUCAUCGUAGUGGCGGCCUUGAUGGCCGGCAGGAAAAGGAAUGCUUAUCGAGCAGCGUCGAAACUAGUGAGACAAUUCCCCGACAGAGUAGAGCACUGGCUGCUCUUCAAGUGGGCUUGUUUAUCGAUAGAGAAGCGGAACGUCAUAAUCAUGAUGCAAGACUCACCGACAGGUUUUUGGGUUGAUCUGUACGACAACGUCAAGGAUCUCGAUAACGUUCUGAGCAAAGGUGGGCCCUCGAAAUUCGCUCCUAGCAAAGCGAAUAAAGCCUCGGAGGUCUGCUCGAAGCUCCUAUUUCUGAUGGAGGAGAAGAAAAUCGACAAAACCUUCUUAUCGAAGGCGACCUCUCUACUCAAGACGGAUCACCGCUCAGAAGCAGGACUCUUCUUGACAGGAAUGUGGGCUCUGGCGAAUGAUUCGGAGGAUCUCUACGGCCGCUGUCUGAAGGGGCUUCCCGCGACGAGUUCCCUCGGGAAACUUCUCGAGAGCCAACAUGCCGCCAUCGCACUCGGAUCUCAUACCAAGAGCAGUCCCCAUUGA
Galendromus occidentalis (western predatory mite) is the source of this 3681-nucleotide messenger RNA. RefSeq names its product tetratricopeptide repeat protein 37. Gene Ontology annotation, molecular function: protein binding. The transcript is spliced from 16 exons. NCBI's taxonomy places the organism in Eukaryota, Metazoa, Arthropoda, Arachnida, Mesostigmata, Phytoseiidae. The coding region runs from base 1 to 3681 and encodes 1226 amino acids. Gene Ontology annotation, biological process: nuclear-transcribed mRNA catabolic process. The record is from RefSeq and is a predicted model, not a curated record. Gene Ontology annotation, cellular component: Ski complex.